AUGUUUUUCCCUAGCCUCAACAUAGAUGUCUUCAGCCAUGCUGAACUCUUCUGGCACCUCUUGGUGAAUCCAACUGGCCCCAUCGUGGAAACGGUCACGCUCCCGCCAGUCAUCGCUGCACCAGAUCAAGGGACGAAGUCAUUGUUCGCUCUCAUCAUCGGCAUCAACGAGUACGAUGGCGACUCUAUGUACGGGUGUAUUGAGGACGCUACCGACAUGCGCAACUAUCUACUUCAAUACUUGAAAGUUCCCGAUUCGCAUAUCCGCUUUUUAACUAACACGAAUGCCAUGCGCGCCGACAUCAUCAACGCGUUCUUGGAAAUUCAAACUGACAAGCGUAUCAAGAAGAGCGACCCCAUCUUGAUUUUCUUUGCAGGACACGGCAACGAAACUGACGCUCCGACUGGCUGGCCUUCCGGAGAUGUGUCCGACCAGAUACAGAUGAUCAUCCCACAGGACUACAGCACUGAUCCUGCAAGGCAGGUUCACGGAAUUCCCGACCACUCUCUCGCAGCGUUACUGAACGGAAUUGCGAAUGAACAUGGGGAUAAUAUAACCGUCAUCUUCGACUGUUGCCAUUCAGGAUCCGGGACACGAGGAGGUCGCAAAGUCUGAGGCCUUCCUAAAAUUCUCAACCAGGAUAUACCAUAGGACCUUGGUCGUGACAUCUGUAGAAGAGGAUUGGCCAAUCACGUUGGCAGCAUGCACACAGAAGGAAGGAGCGGCUGAUGGGGGCGUUCACCCAAGCUCUCCUUCCUACUCUCAAGUCGUCACGUCGGGCGCGGAUAAACUCACCUAUACCUCUCUUCUCGAGAGGAUGGACAAGAUACCAUCCCAAAACCCUCAGUGUGAAAGGUUGGACCAAAAUCGCAUCAUUUUCGACUCCAGAGCACCUCCAACAGGACGUGUAUGUUCUCCUAUCAAUAUGAACGGCAGUGUAUACGAGAUGGAAGCCGGAUCUGCACAUGGCGUUACAGAGGGCUCCGAAUUCAGUCUAUAGUACAACGACAGUCUCACCAUCGACGACUCACCCUCCCCCUGCGUCUUCGUUGUUGCUUCUGCGGCCGACAUUGGCCCAUUCACCACAACACUUCAGAUCAAACAUACAUCCACCGCCACCGUUACCAUUCUUUCCGCAACUUCUUGCGUUUUGCAGACGACAGCCGGGGACUCGGCGGAGGAUCUUUUGCUAUUCGCUCCCCUCGAUGAAAAACUUCUCGCCCUGUAUAAAACUCUGGCGAAAAUGGUGAA
This is a messenger RNA of Laccaria bicolor S238N-H82, 1251 nucleotides long. RefSeq lists its product as uncharacterized. Gene Ontology annotation, molecular function: cysteine-type endopeptidase activity. Gene Ontology annotation, biological process: proteolysis. The record is from RefSeq and is a predicted model, not a curated record. Lineage: Eukaryota; Fungi; Basidiomycota; Agaricomycetes; Agaricales; Hydnangiaceae. Bases 1 to 615 code for a protein of 204 amino acids. The transcript is spliced from 6 exons.